AUGGUUAAUUCUGCCUCGACUGAGGGAAUAUCAUGGCACUUCAAUCCACCUUCCGCUCCUCAUUUUGGAGGGCUGUGGGAGGCGAGGGUAAAAUCUGUUAAAAUCCAUUUAUAUCACGUGAUUGGUAAUCAGUGUUUAACUUAUGAAGAAUUGAACACAGUUUUAAUUCAAAUUGAAGCCUUUUUAAAUUCACGUCCUCUUACACCCUUUAGUAACGAUCCAAACGACCUGACCGCCUUGACACCCGGAUCGCUGGCAGAUGCUCCAAAAAUGCAUCAAGAUUUCUGGCGCCGUUGGUCUAGUGAAUAUUUGCACACGCUACAUCAAUGUGCCAAAUGGCAUAAGCCUAUUGUUAACCUCUCUCCUGGAACUCUAGUGCUAAUUCGCAGUGACUUCGCACCGCCCCUGCAGUGGCAUAUGGGUCGAGUUAAGGAGGUACAUCCGGGUUCGGAUGGAGUAGUCAGAGUCGCUACUGUUCAAACCAGUAAUGGCACCUUAAAGCGACCUGUAGUCAAGCUAUGUCCUUUGCCGCUUUCAAGCCACUGA
Messenger RNA from Anthonomus grandis grandis, 546 nucleotides. RefSeq lists its product as uncharacterized. The record is from RefSeq and is a predicted model, not a curated record. The transcript has 2 exons. The coding region runs from base 1 to 546 and encodes 181 amino acids. Gene Ontology annotation, molecular function: nucleic acid binding. Lineage: Eukaryota; Metazoa; Arthropoda; Insecta; Coleoptera; Curculionidae.